GCUGCAGCCGCGGCGGGCUCCGGGCACCGCUGAUGCGUGGACUAUCCGCUGCUGCAACAUGCCCGAGCCACGGUUCCGCUGACUGGAGUUAGCACACGGCGAGCUGGGCUGGACUGCAGCGCUGCCUUUCCUUAUGAAGAGGACACAAACUUGGAUUAUCACUUGCUUUUAUCUUCAGCUGCUCCUACUUAAUCCACUUGUCAGAGCUCAUAGUCCCUGUGGGAAUCCAGUGACAGAUGAUGUGAAUGACAUUACAAUAUUGGUUGGAAAUCUUCCAAAUGAUUAUAGGAUAACCCUUAAAUAUGUCGAGAAGAUGGAAAGUCUGCCUAAUCACUGUUGGUUGUAUUUGAUGGUGCCUGAAUUUUCAAAGAGUCUGAGUAAUCUGCUCCACAAAUUUUCACAAAUAUCUGAUGUUUUAAGCAACCGUUCAAUCAUCAAUAAUCUCACAAGGAUAAUUAAUGAUCUUAUGGAAUGUCUAGCAUUAGAUAAAAAUAAGAAUUUUAAACAAGAAAGCGAUCACCUGUAUAAAGAAGGCAAGUUCAUUCCUGAGGAAUUCUUUAGGCAUUUUAACAACACCAUUGAAGCCUAUAAGACGUUUUCAGAAACAUCAGAUUAUGAUGACUGUGUUCUGCCUUCAACAACAGAAACACCAGUUCAUGAUUCCAAGGUCACUGAAACAAAGCCAUUUUCAUUACCUCCUGUUGCUGCCAGUUCCCUUAAGAAUAACAAUGAUAGCAGUGUCCAGGAUACACUUGGCUACACUAGCAGCUCUAGCCUGCAAGGGAUAAGCAUAGCAUUGCCAUCAUUGUUUUCUCUUCUUAUUGGCCUUGCUUUGGGAGCAGUAUGCUGGAAGAAAACACAUCCCAAAUCUCAACCAGAAAGUGAAGAAACUGAACGGGGUAGUGACUGUCGAGAAGAAAAUGAGAUAAGUAUGUUGCAGCAAAAAGAAAAAGAGCUUUUACAAGUGUAGCCAUUGCUUCUUUUUCUCCAACACUGUUACUGUUUCAUGUACUGGCAGAUAACAGUUCCAUGUUCGCUUCAUAAAUGAAGCAGCUUUAAGCACAUUCAUAUUCCUUCUGGAGUGACAGACUGAGUCUGCAUCUGUUGUUGCUGCCCAUAACUCCACACUCAUGAUACAGAAAUAAGGACAGUGUGUGUGAUUGUUACUGUGAAACCAACACUGAAAUAAACAACGUUGAGAAGAGAGUGCGCACUGAGCAGGACUUAAUUUUAUGCAAAUAACUACCUUGCGUGGCAUUUUUGGACUUUAAUUGUAUUAGUUUCAGCUGAGUCUGGCAAACAAAGUAAAUACUCUGAAAAAUGAUCUUUGAAAUGCCUCCAGAUACGUGUAAUCAAUGAAUGUCAGGGGGAAGAAGGUAUUCCUAAUUCACAGUCUGUGUCCUCUUAUUUUACCCUGGUGUCUUCACAUGGAGUUCCUGAAACUGACAAGGAAUGCAGAAAUGGAUGCAAACAACGUAUCUUCAAUACUGCUUGUAAAACUUGCAAGUAAGAUGGUGCAAAGGACCAUUCUUCAUCUAUAACGGACCUGGGUUUGUAUCAUGUCUAAAAUGAGAUGUGGUCUGUCUGGCACUAUGUGAAUGUAAGCCCACUACAAAAAGCCUCCACAGUAUUUAGCAGGGCUGGUGGUCUCUGUUCAGAGAAGCAAAUACUGGAGCAAGAGCAGGUGAGGGUAACAGUUUUGACAUUUGGCAUAAGUACUGGAUAUGUGACAACUCCAGUUAGGCUUUCAGUCAUGCAAAGAGGACAAAAAGCAAAGAGUCUGAAUUGCGUUCAGUGUCUGGCAUAAAAACGAACUAUUGAAACCUAUUCUGAAUGUUGAUGAUCCAUUCCACCAAUAUGUUGACUUUUAUAUAAAAUUUCAGAAGUCUGGAAGAUACCGAGGGUGAGCUUAGCUUUUACUGUAUGUCAGCUGUAAUACGUAUUUGCAUUGUAUUUUAACUGAAUAAUAAGCUUUUAUAAUCUGGCAUUCUCCAUUCUUUUAAGGUUAAUUCUAUUUAAACAGAAAGAUGAAAGCUUUAUUUCCAAUUGUCUUUGGUUUCUAUUGAUGUUGUUGAAUAUAUGUAUUACAGAUACAAGACUGAUAAAAAACUAACAUUUGUCAGGUUGGCACUAAAAAUAUUAUACUAGCACUUGCAAAGUAUGCUUUGUGCAUCCUUUUUGUACAGGCUGCUUCUGGAUAGUGGACAGUAAAUAUUUAUCUGUAUAAAGGAUUUCUACUGCAGAAAAUAGAUGUGGAUCAACCCAAAUGACAAACUGCUUAAAAGCUGACCACUAAACCAGUAACAGUUUAAUUAAAACUGACUAAAAGAAACGCUCUUGCUUUAGCAAACAUUAUUUUAAUUUUGUACAAAGUUAGCUAACUUCUCUAAAUAUUUUUAUUUAAAUCGUCAAAGAGCAAUUGAGAUGCUUUCGUUAUUAUCUAAAUUUGCUAUCAAUGAUAUGUCAAAGGAAUAUGCUUUAUAUACUGAUCUGAGUGCUACAUUACAAAAAGUAUUAUGGCUAAUUAUGAAGCUCAGGACUGUCCAAAUUCUGGGUGGUGGGGGGGAGGGGUCGGGCCCAGGGCCCUGAGCCAGACAGUACGUGGGUCACACACCAUAGGGGGCAGCCAACAGCAGUUAAUUUUUCCAACAGCAGUUUAGUAUAAUAUGAUUAUUAAACAAGCCUAUAUUAAUUAGUCCCCCAGACUCUGCAUUGCAAACCUACUUUAAGAAUUACUUUUAGAAGUUCAGCAUGACCUCAUGUUUUGGAUUUGCACCUUAUUUAUUGAGAAUUCCUGAAUACAGGUUCUGACAAAGAGGGAAAACCCAACAAUAAGAAAUUACUACAAUUAUUUCUGAGCACUUUACUAAAAUGUUAAAUAUUUCACAUCACCAAAAUCUACUAUAUUUAAAAGGAAACUAUGCACUUAAAAUCUUAUAGCAAUUUCCUAAGCCCCUAUCAUUUAAUGAUACUCCAAUAUUUAUUUUCUGCUCAUAGAGAUGCUAAUUUUCCUAAGUAAUUAUCUUUUAAGACAAUUAAAUGAAUAUUAAUAUAACACUGAACUUUUAGAGAAAUACGUGGUGAUGUUUCUUAAAUUAGGCUUCGAUGUCCUAAUUACAAUUUUGUGCAAAGUUUAAAAUAUAUCUCGUACUCUGGAUAACAAAGGGUAAUGUACCAGGUGUAAACCAAAACACAGUUAAUCCAGAAACACGUUACUGCAAAAUGUUCCAAAAGCAACAGUCCAUAAGCUUAAUUAUAUUACAGUGUUUAUACUAAUGCCACAUACAUUCAUCUUUGCCACAGAACAAGGCAAAUUUAAGGCUGAAUAAUGGAAGAACCCACACGUACAACCCUUUUGAACUCACAAACGUUACAUAACCACGACUGUUCUCAUUUUGAAUGUAAAUAGCAUCCAUUAGCAGAAAGUGAAAUAGUAUCACAUGUCCUCUGAGCUGUAUAAUCAUUUUGACAGCUCCUGGUUCUUCUACACUCCCUUUCACCCUCUCCUGUCACUUCAGAGAUUUGAACUAAGUGUUUGCGCCUUUUAAAGUGAGGGUCACAAAGUUGAAACACACCUUUAGGUAGCUCAAAAUACAGUAGUUUUUUUUAGUGUUUGGAAAACUAACAAUUAAGAUUUCUGCAACUUGCUUCUACAACCUGCCUGAUUUUGCUAGUUGGUGAGUAAAACCUCAGACAGAAUGUCAUUCAUCUGCUGAUUUGAGAGACAGCUGAAAUCAAUGGUAAUAAUAAUGGAGUACAUCACUAUUCUAUAGGAGUAAAGAGUCAACUGUUUCUUCUCCCAUAACUACUUUUUCUUUCCAGGUUUGUAAGCUGUUGUACAAUUCCUGAAUAAAAAUAAUUUAUUAAAUCUUCCAUUUCAGGUAGGGGCAACCCAUGCAUUGACAUGAUUAGAAAAUGAAUGUCUUUUUAUUAAAAUGGGGGAGAAAGAAGGAAGUGUUCUGCUAUAUUAAGGUCAACCCAACUUAGUUAUCAGAUCUCUGUGGAUUUUGUGAGGAACUAACAUUUUUAAGCUUCCUUUGGAGUAGUUGAACUUUGCAUGCUAUUAAUAGCAGGCUUGUGAGAAUAAAAAAGCAGCUAACAGUAUGCAGCAACAUUUAAUGUGCUAUUUUAGAUGUGUGUUUACUUGAAUAAAUUAAUGGUACUUAUUUCAUCACAAGGUAAUUUUAUAAGCAAGCUUAUAAAAAUUAAUGUGCAGUACUAUGGAACAUAAGUAGAAAGUCUUAUACUUGCAUGUUUUCUAGAUUCUGACACUUACCAGCCAUGUCUUUUCUGUUGCUAUCCCUUGGUAAUAUGGUGAAACUGUUCAGAACACAUUACACCACUGUUGAAUUGAAAAGCUAACGGUUUAUAACUUUAGCUGUUUUGAGUUAUAUUUGUAUUUAAGAAUUAUUCAACAGUUUUUCCAAAUCAGAAUUUUGAUUCAAAUAUAUAUUAAGAACAGGUAUAUGCUAUGGCGGCAUGUUGCUAUUAUAUUAUCAAACUUAUGGAACGCAGAAUCUUCAGACUCUUUAGAGACAGAGGCACAAACAUUUGCUGGUGCAUCAUGGGUGAGUUUGUAUAUUUCAAUAUAAAUGUCAGCACAAUCUUGCAUAGUUACAUUCUGACUGAAGGUUAAUCAACAAAGUUUAUAAAAUGUGAUGUGUUUGUAUAUAUGUGUCCUCUUAAAAUAGAUGUAUGCUUUGAUCCUUUUUUAUACUGGUUUGAAUUUGGAAUUACGUUAAAUACAUAUACUUUAUUGUUCUAAAUAAAGAUUUUAUGCA
This is a messenger RNA of Alligator sinensis (Chinese alligator), 4781 nucleotides long. It is a transcript of the gene KITLG, whose product is annotated as KIT ligand. The transcript is spliced from 10 exons. Gene Ontology annotation, cellular component: plasma membrane. The record is from RefSeq and is a predicted model, not a curated record. Gene Ontology annotation, molecular function: stem cell factor receptor binding; cytokine activity. NCBI's taxonomy places the organism in Eukaryota, Metazoa, Chordata, Crocodylia, Alligatoridae. Gene Ontology annotation, biological process: positive regulation of cell population proliferation; cell adhesion. The coding region runs from base 134 to 970 and encodes 278 amino acids.